This is a messenger RNA of Protobothrops mucrosquamatus (brown spotted pit viper), 1810 nucleotides long. It is a transcript of the gene PTPN9, whose product is annotated as protein tyrosine phosphatase non-receptor type 9. Gene Ontology annotation, biological process: protein dephosphorylation. The record is from RefSeq and is a predicted model, not a curated record. The transcript has 12 exons. NCBI's taxonomy places the organism in Eukaryota, Metazoa, Chordata, Lepidosauria, Squamata, Viperidae. Gene Ontology annotation, molecular function: protein tyrosine phosphatase activity. The annotation marks the transcript as partial.
CUCCUGCGUUCCUCCGUGGGGGUGAAGGCCACCAAGCAGUUCCUCGAAGAGAUCAACAAGUGGACCAUCCAGUACAAUGUCUCGCCUCUUUCCUGGAACGUGGCCGUCAAAUUCCUCAUGGCCAGGAAAUUUGAUGUUCUCCGAGCGAUUGAACUCUUCCACUCCUACAGGGAAACGAGGUUCAAGGAAGGCAUCGUGAAGCUGAAACCUCACGAGGAGCCGCUGAGGUCAGAACUCCUGAGUGGAAAAUUCACCAUCCUGAGUGUGCGGGAUCCUUCCGGAGCCUCGAUUGCCCUCUUCACCGCUAAGUUGCACCACCCCAAUAAAAGUGUCCAACACGUGGUACUUCAGGCCCUCUUCUACCUGCUGGACAGGGCAGUGGAAAGCUUUGAAACUCAGCGGAACGGCCUGGUGUUUAUCUACGACAUGGCGGACUCUCACUAUUCCAACUUUGAGCUGGAUCUGAGCAAGAAGAUCUUGAACUUGCUGAAGGGAGCCUUUCCAGCGCGCCUGAAAAAGGUCUUCAUCGUAGGCGCCCCGAUGUGGUUCCGAGUUCCUUAUUCCAUCAUCAGCUUGUUGCUUAAAGAGAAACUGCGAGAAAGGGUCCAGAUGGUGAAAAUGUCAGAGCUCAGGCAGCACCUGCCCCACGAGUGCCUCCCCGAGUAUUUGGGAGGGUCUCUCAAGCUGGACCCCCUCAGCUGGAACUGCAGAUUCCUCCCGCAGCAGAAUGGGCACCCGGACCCCCUGGACGAGCUGAUCCUGGUCCCCCUGGCUCCGCCUCGGGACAACGGUUCCGUCCACAUCCCCGGGCCCAAGUCCAUGACUCUGCAGGAACUUCUGGAGCACGUCAACCAGAAGCAGAAGCGAGGAAUUUAUGAGGAAUAUGAAGGCAUUCGGCACCGAAGCCCGACGGGCACUUUUGGGUGUUCUCUAGCGCCUUUGAACCAGGAGAAAAACCGAUACGGGGAUGUUCCCUGCCUUGAUCAAACCAGGGUGAAAUUGUCCAAACAGUUCAACUAUCAGGAGAUGACUGACUACAUCAAUGCCAGUUUCAUGGAUGGGUACAAGCAAAGGAAUGCUUAUAUCGGCACUCAAGGGCCAUUAGAAAACACAUACAACGACUUCUGGCGCAUGGUGUGGGAACAGAAUGUACUGGUGAUCGUGAUGACCACAAGGAUUGAAGAAGGAGGCAAAAGGAAGUGCGGUCAAUACUGGCCACUGGAGAAGGACUUUCAGAUCGGUUAUGGAACCUUAACGGUUACCAACCUUGGAACAGAGAACCUCAGCCAUUACAAGAAGACACUCCUGGAGAUGUUCAGCUGUGAGAACCGAGAGAGACGCCGUGUGACCCAUUUCCAGUACGUGAGCUGGCCCGACUACGGGGUCCCUUCCUCAGCAGCCACGCUCAUCGACUUCCUGGGAGCCGUCAAGCAGCAACAGAGGGUGGCCGUCAGUGCCCUGGGACCACGUUACAAAGGUCAUCCAGGCGGGCCACCCAUUGUGGUACACUGCAGUGCCGGUAUUGGGAGGACAGGUACUUUCUGCGCACUGGAUAUUUGUCUGUCACAACUGCAAGAUGUGGGUACUCUCAACAUUUACCAGACGGUGGUGCGGAUGAGGACCCAGCGCGCCUUCAGCAUCCAGACCCCUGAGCAGUAUUACUUCUGCUACUUGGCCAUCCUUGAGCACGCGUACAGGGAAAACCUCCUGCCCUACUCCCAUCCCAGGAUGGGUCCAGAGAAGAGCUAAUCCCAAGGUCUAGAUUAGAAGAUCUGGAAGCUCACCCAGGCCUCAGCCACAGCAGGAACUA